Molecule: messenger RNA, 1044 nt
Organism: Raphanus sativus (radish)
Lineage: Eukaryota; Viridiplantae; Streptophyta; Magnoliopsida; Brassicales; Brassicaceae
Product: LOB domain-containing protein 22
Exons: 1
Coding region: 62-841 (259 amino acids)
Source: RefSeq, a predicted model, not a curated record
CCCUGCAUUCCCUUCCGACCAGGAGAAAUCUAAGGAACCGAACUCGCCAAACCCAUCAAACAUGCCCUCAAACAAACCAUCUUCCAUCUUCCCUUUACAUCACAAACAAACAACACCAUUAAAACCUUCAAGCAGUACCAAUACCACAAACCAAGCAUGCGCAGCAUGCAAAUACCAACGCAGGAAAUGCGCUCCCGAUUGUCUUCUCGCUCCUUAUUUCCCUCACGACCGUCACCGACAAUUCCUCAACGCGCAUAAGCUCUUUGGUGUCAGCAACAUCACCAAGAUCAUCAAAGACCUUAGCCCUCCUGAGAAAGACGCGGCUAUGCAUACAAUCAUGUUUCAGUCCGAUGCUCGUGCCAAUGAUCCCAUCGAAGGUUGCUAUAGCAUCAUAAGAAGGCUUCAGUACGAGAUCGAAUAUAAUAAGAAUGAAUUGGACAUGGUUCUUCAUCAAUUGGCUGUGUUUCGUGACCGUGCUCAUAAUCAUUAUCAUCAAGAGCCGCAUAUGCAGAUGCAAGAACCUGAGGAUCUCUCGAGUUCUUGUGAUCUAAACAACAAUAACUCGAUUCCUUACAGUUACCCGCUUCAUCAUGUCCAAGAACCAAACCAACAACAACAAUAUUCUUCUUCGGGAAACUUCAAUGGGUUACAAGAAGACAUGUGGUGUCUUCAACUUCAAGAUUCAUCAACGACAGUGAAUAUGAAGGGUGGCUUCAUUGAUGAAUGUGGGGGCGUUAAUAAGCCUGUAGAAGACGCUUCUAACGAGUUCGAGCAUCAUGAUGGUUUUGUUGACGACAGUAAACUCGACUUGCCUUCAACACAAUUCAUUGUUUCUUCUUAGCUUUUAUUUUCCUGAUUUAAGAAUCAUUUAUAUAACAAAUAAUCCUCUCAAUAGAUCGAUCUCAAUAGAUUUUUUUCAACUUUAUUUCUUUUUCUUUUGUAUCUCAUUUGGUUAAAUUCAUUAUAGGAUUAGAUGUGAAGGAGACAUGGAAUUUUCGAAGAUAUAUGUCACACAAGAAUUUGAUGGAAUAAAAAUUUAGUCGA